Malassezia japonica is the source of this 846-nucleotide messenger RNA. RefSeq lists its product as uncharacterized. The transcript is spliced from 2 exons. Bases 1 to 846 code for a protein of 281 amino acids. Lineage: Eukaryota; Fungi; Basidiomycota; Malasseziomycetes; Malasseziales; Malasseziaceae. The record is from RefSeq and is a predicted model, not a curated record.
AUGAAAAAGAACGCAGACAGCAAGUUUCAGCUGUACGAGUGCCAGGCCCCGAGUGACAAGUUCAACACCAGCUCGGACAAGGCCUACUUUGGACAGCUGCGGAGCAUGGAUGUGACCGACUUCUGCCUGACAUCUGGCAAUGCCCUGGUUCCGGAUGGCGGCCAGAGCGAUGACCCUGCCAUGCCCAAGUUCAAGUAUGACCCUGACGAGCACGGCGAGCUAACGCUGCGCCCUUGCUCUGCUGUUGAUGACUUUGUUAUGCGCUUGCAGUGGUUCUCGCUGAAGAAGAGCUCCUCCAUGUUUAAGCCUGUCUUGCUAGGUAUUCUUUCGGUGGUAUUUGCUUCUAGCACUUUGGCUGCGAAUGCAACGAACAUCGACUGCCAGCCGGUUGGAACCUCCAAUGGUCUCUUUGCCGACGGCAAUCACAAUUUGACACGCUUUGGGUUCUCACAGCACGAAAAGACGGGCGAAUUCCCCAACCUCAUCGCACUGAAUUCCACGAAGCAAACAUUCCAAUUCUACGAAUGCAAAUUCCCCAACGCACCCACUUCCCAAGGCGAAAAGUAUGGCCAAGUUCGCAGCACGGCCAAAAAGAACCACUGUGUGACUGCAGGAGAUGCAGUGACUCUCCAGCCCUGUGAGAGUACACUGAACGAAAACUUCCGAAAGCAAGGGUUCUUUUGGCAGGUUUGGAACCCGAACUGUGCUGACUUGCACCCCAUUGCACAUGAAGCGGGCUCCUAUGCCGAAAACACGCUUACAGGCAACAAGCACUCAAGCCAAUUUUCGUACCAGUACAAGAACUACCUCUCCCCCAAAGCAUACAUCGGCACGAAGCAUUGCUGA